GUAAAGGCGCGAGGCCCUAACGUCAGCCAGCCACAGGAAGCCUGCCAGCACACCAUCCUGCUGUUUACCGCCACACACCUGCCGCCCCACACACCUGCCACCGCCAUGCACACCUUCCUCUCCAGGGUGAACGCCGUCAGCGCCUUCAGCCUCAGCACCCUGGCGGCCCUCACGUUCUUCUGCUUCGCCUCCACGUUCUUCAAGAGCUACACGGCGCCCGUCUCCAUCACCGCCGCCAAUAUUGUGCUAAAGAAUGUCCCGGAGUACGCCGUGUCUCGAGAGAAGAAUGACCUGGGUGCCCUACGCUUUGACAUGACCUCUGACCUGACCCCGCUCUUCAACUGGAAUACCAAGCAGCUCUUCCUUUACUUGGUGGCCGAGUACGAGACGCAGAACAAUAAGGUCAACCAGGUUGUGUUGUGGGACAGGAUCAUUCGCCGAGGGGAAUCGUCCAUCAUCACGCUAAAGAACCAACACCUCAAAUAUUACUUCUGGGAUGACGGCAAUGGACUGCUGGGCCACAAGAACGUCAGUCUCUCUCUCUCGUGGAACAUCAUCCCCAUCGCCGGUACGCUCCCCCUCUGGAGUGGGAGCGGCUCAUACAAACUCUCCUUCCCCUCGGAGUACACGCAGGGCCGCAGCUCCUACUGAGGGGAGGCUGCGGGGAAGAGGAUGUGACUCGCCUCUACUUUAUCUUCUUACUUUCCUUUCUUUUACCUUACAGUCGCACUCCUUUCCUUUCUUACUCUCCCCUUUCCUAACUAUCAUACUCUCCUCUACUAGUUAUUUCACUCUCCUCAUUUACUUCUUUUGUUUUCCGCUCUCAUUUCUCAUAAUCAUUCUCUUCUCUCCUUUCUUACUUAUUUUCUCCUCUCCUCUUCUCUUAUUAUGUUACUUUCCUCUUCUCUCUCUUUCUUACUCCCGGCCUCUUGCAGACUCCUUAUGUUAUGUUAAAGGGCAAAAGGGAGGUCUGUCUCUGUUUUGGUUCUUUUCUCCAUUUCUUUCUCUCUUCCUAACUCUUUAAUGCUUUCUUUUCUGUUUAUGUGUUUUCAGUUACUUAUCGACUCUCAUUGCCUUGUUCUGUGUUAAUUUUCUCACUUUAUCUAAUUCUUCUUGUCUCCUUUUCCUUCUCCCAUUGUCAUUCUUCCUGUCUGCUUCUUCUUCUUCCUUUUCCUUCUCCCAUUGUCAUUCUUCCUGUCUGCUUCUUCUUCUUCCUUUUCCUUCUCCCAUUGUCAUUCUUCCUGUCUCCUUUUCCUUCCUCCCAUUGUCAUUUUUCCUAUCUUCCUUUUCUUUCUCCUUUUCCUUCUCCCAUUGUCAUUCUUCCUGUCUUAUUUUUUCUUCCUUUUCCUUCUCCCAUUAUCUUACGUUUCUCCUCCUUUUCAUUACUGUGUCCUUAUUCUGUACCCUCUUAGAUGUGCGUAUGUGUACGUUUGCGUGUGUGCGUGUGUGUGUGUGUGUGUGUGUGGUGUGCGUGCUCGUAUGAAUGUGUGUGUUUUAUCUCAUGCAGUCGGUGUUCUCACAAAGACAACAAGACAAACUAAUCCUGGAAGUGAACUCCCAGGAAUCAAGAAAAUAAAAAAACGCCACUUUGUUACGAAAACCAAAAUAAUGACAAAAAAAGAAAAUGGGAUCAGGAACACUGCCAAGGGGCGACUUAAUAUUUUUUCAGCCAUUAUUUGUAUUUUUUCCCUAUUUAUCCCCUUAGAGGUGUAUGAAUGGGGUUUAUUUAUAAUUUGUUAAUGCUCUACCUUUCAAGAUUAAAUGAUUUUGUUUGUAGUUUAA
Molecule: messenger RNA, 1782 nt
Organism: Eriocheir sinensis (Chinese mitten crab)
Lineage: Eukaryota; Metazoa; Arthropoda; Malacostraca; Decapoda; Varunidae
Gene: Spase22-23
Product: signal peptidase complex subunit 3-like
Exons: 4
Coding region: 106-651 (181 amino acids)
Biological process (GO): protein targeting to ER
Cellular component (GO): signal peptidase complex; membrane
Source: RefSeq, a predicted model, not a curated record